Messenger RNA from Fusarium venenatum, 603 nucleotides. RefSeq lists its product as uncharacterized. The record is from RefSeq and is a predicted model, not a curated record. NCBI's taxonomy places the organism in Eukaryota, Fungi, Ascomycota, Sordariomycetes, Hypocreales, Nectriaceae.
AUGGCUCCAUCCUGGCUUGAGAAAUUCAUCGUCCGUGAGGAUGCAACACCAGAUCAACGACGCAGCACGGAAUCAUCGGCUUUCCAAAUCUACUACACCGCUCUUCCAGGACACCAGCGAAUUCUAACCAUGAAAGGCGAAACAACACCUAGUUACGAAGUGACAAGAAAAGCAGUCCUCGCCGUCUGGGGAGAUAAAUGCUAUGUCAAAUCCGUGAAGGAUGACGUGGAGAUAGCGAUGAUGGACUUUCACACCAUGCCGCCCAAAACCGAGGUCAACUUUACACAACGCAAACACAAGAUCAACAUCAAGGGGAACACGGGACCAUUUCAAGCCAGUGGAGGGAUUGGGGAGGUGCAUUGGAAGCCGACGGGUAUGGUCGUGAAUGGAAAGGCUUCGUGGGAGCUUAGAGAUGAAGGGAAUCUGGUCAUGUCGGUUUCUAUCGAUGAUCAGCAAGUGAAUGGCGUUAUCGAUCUGUGGAAGAGUCAUCUGGAUUCAGAUACUGUCGAGGAACUAAUUGUACUGGGGGUUUCCAAAGUUGAAGAGUACAAGAAGACACUGAGGAACGCUAAGACGUCUCUUGUAUCGGUUAUCCAUGGCUGA